Molecule: messenger RNA, 1603 nt
Organism: Alosa sapidissima (American shad)
Lineage: Eukaryota; Metazoa; Chordata; Actinopteri; Clupeiformes; Clupeidae
Product: C-type mannose receptor 2-like
Exons: 5
Coding region: 98-1210 (370 amino acids)
Source: RefSeq, a predicted model, not a curated record
UCCAAGCAUUGUGUUUUGUUGUGUUUUUUUCCCCUCAUUGAUGUGUACCAGUGUGUCCAGCGUCUCUGAAUGAUCUUCUCUCUUCAGGCCCUCAGUCAUGACUCUACUUCUCAUUACUACACUGCUGGUCUCAGGUCUGGGCAGUCUCUCCUCCUCUGUGCCACGUCAGUUCCAUGUGGUGAAGGAACAGAAGAACUGGACAGAAGCUCAGCAGUACUGCAGAGAGAAGUUCACUGACCUCAGCACCAUUGACGACAUGACAGAGAUGGAGAAGGUGAAGAGCUUGAUCCAGGAAGCAGGUGCUGGAAACGCUUGGAUUGGGCUGAAGAGGGGAGAGUGGCAGUGGUCUCUGGCUGGCAGGGAUUUCUACAGAGAGAAUGAAUCAGAGUUCAGGAACUGGGAUUCAGGCCAACCAGGUGGAGGAGUUGCUGAAGAGUGUGUGAAUAUGAUAGCAAAUGGAAAAUGGCAUGAUGUCGGGUGUAGCUCCAGCCUUCCCUUCAUCUGCUAUGAUGGGGGAAGCUCCACACAUCCCUAUGUGCUGGUUACUGAUAAAAAGAACUGGACAGAUGCUCAGAGAUACUGCAGAGAGAAACACACAGACCUGGCCAGUGUGAGGAAUCAGACAGAGAACGACCAGAUAAAGGAUGUUAGAGGAAAUAAUCCAGGUAUAGCCUGUUAUAUCGGCCUGUUCAGAGAUGCCUGGGAGUGGUCAGAUGGCAGCAGCUCCUCAUUCCGCCACUGGAACACUGGACAACCCGAUAAUGGUGGUGUAGCGUGCACUGAAAUUAAAAAUGGUCAGUGGAAUGAUGCAGGCUGUCAUCAUCAAAUUAACUUCACCUGCUAUGAAGACAAGCUGGUUCUGGUCCGUGAGAAUAAGACCUGGAGAGAGGCGCUGCAGUACUGCCGACAGCACCAUGUGGACCUGGUGUCUGUGACGUCCGAGCGGGUCCAGCGCUGGGUGAGGGCGCGGGCUAAAGGAGCCUCCACUGCUCACGCGUGGCUGGGCCUGCUCCAUUCCUACGGCGUGGGCUGGUACUGGGUCUGUGGACAGACCGUCUGCUACAGCAACUGGACCCAAGGGCACGAGCAAGAGGGGUCCUUCCAACAAAGAGUCGGGGCAGUGGAGUCUGGAGGGGGGCUGUGGGUCAGCAACCUGACUAAGACCGACAAACUCAACUUCAUCUGCACCACUAUGGAGCAGUGUGGCUGAAUCCUCCUCAGUCCAGAGCAGCCUUGGAGAAACUUCUCAGGGUCCUCCAGCUCCCAUUCAUGUUCACCACUCAUUUAAUCAUACGCAACUACACAACUACUCUCACAUUCACUACAUAUGUUACUAUUACCAUCAUACACCACUCAUUUAAUCAUACGCAACUACACAACUACUCUCACAUUCACUACAUAUGUUACUAUUACCAUCAUACACCACUCAUUUAAUCAUACGCAACUACACAACUACUCUCACAUUCACUACAUAUGUUACUAUUACCAUCAUACACCACUCAUUUAAUCAUACACAACUACACAACUACUCUCACACUCACUACAUAUGUUACUAUUACCAUCAUACACCACUCAUUUAAUCAUACACAACUACACAACUACU